GCAGCCUCGGUACAGCACUUGUCGAGUUGUUCAUGUCACAUACGCAGAAAUAUGGCAGGAAAAAAGUAAAUGUUUGGUUGAUAUUCAGAAACUUUUGAUUAAUGGUGCAGAUCCACGUAUUACAUAUCAAUUUUUGCUGAAAUGUAAUUUGUAAUAUGGUAUUAGGUUGUAACCCUUAGUUGCUGUCCACGUAGAGUGACUUAGAUCAGUUAGAAAGGUUAAUUAUUGGGAAGCAAUAUCUUAGUGGUUACAGAGAAUGUACUAGCGCAGCAACGACUCUGGGACGCUCGGAACAAUAAAAUACAACACACAUUUUUUUGUAGCGUCCAUGUUGUUUCCAUAUUCCGACUUAAAAGUACAUGAAUACAACGAAGUCGGAAGAACGACUUCCCAACACGGGAAAUAGACCACCCGAAGAGCAUGUGAAUACGACUUAACACUAUUCGACACUCCCGCCCCUGGCGCUUCGCUGACUCAGCAGCGCAUGCCUGACCAAACGGGCAGAACUGUCGCUCAGGCAAUCUCGUGUCGCGAUAGUUCAAUGGAACUGGAUUCAAACUGUGGCGGUUGGUGGGUUUGACAGAGGAUUGUUCGCUGACGAGGGACCCCAGGACAAGGUGUCUGCCUUCACAUUGUUCCGCCCCUCGAUGAGCCUGGUGAAUGUCCAGACUGUAAGACCGGAGGAAAAGAGCCCAACGGACUGUAAAGAACUGGGAAAGAUGGCAGCAGAAGAGGAGAUACAGCUGCUCAGGAGCCAGCUGAGGGAGAGAGAGGAGCAGGUCCAUAAGGCUGCUCAAGCUGGUUUAGAUCUCCUCCACCAGCAGAUGGAACUGCAAAACAGACUUGAUGAACAGAGAAUAGAGAUGACCACCACACUUGAGGCUCUCGAGCAAGACAAGUACUCCCUGCAGAAGGAAGUAGAGUUGAAGAGUCGAAUGCUGGAGUCACUGAAGUCAGACUAUGAAUGUGUGAAGAACCAGCUGAGACAACAGCUUCAGGAACAACAAGAACAUCUGGAGAGGAGCCACAGCAUGGCACUCAAUGAGCUCAACAACAAGAUGCUGAGGUUGCAGUCGACUCUGGAGGAAUCUCAGUUGAAUGAGAAACAGCUGAAACACAAACUUGAGGUGCAGACUGAAACUCUGAAUAACAAAAUGGAGGAGCUUCAAGCUCUGAAUGACCACACCCUGAGCUCCAUGACGUCUGAGAUGAUGGAGACAAAGUUCAUGGAGCUGGAGACCAUUAAGGUGGAGUUGGAGCAGACUCUGCAGGAAUCUCAGUACAGAGAGCAGCAGCUGGAGCUGACAAUUAGCAACCUGCAGAAUCACCUGGAGAAAAUCACAGAGGAGAAAGAAAAGCGAGAGAAAGAGGCCGUUUCCUGGUAUAAUGCAUUAGAGAAAUCUCGUGCGGUUAACCGGGACCUCCAGAUCCAGUUGGACCAGGUUCUACAGCAGGCUCAAGAUCCCAACAGCAAAGGGAACUCUCUGUUUGCUGAGUUGGAGGAUAAGCGUGCUGAGAUGGAGAGACAGCUGAUCAGUAUGAAGGUCCAGUGUCAGUCUCUGCAGAAACAACACACCUUCAGCAAACAGCAGCUGCAGCGCAUGAAGGUUCAGAUAGCCACUCUGAUGCAGCUCCAGGGUUCCAGGGCUGACCCUGCUCAGCUGGAGAGACUCCAGUCCAUGCUCUCAGAGAAGAAUGGGGAGAUUCAAAAUCUCAUGACUAAACUACAGAGACUGGAAAAAGUGGAGAUGAUAUUGAAGUCUCAGCCAGCUAAUCCAACCCCAGCAGAAAGCAGUGAUGGCCAAGAUGAAACCUACUACACUGACCUGCUCAAAAUGAAGCUCAACAACACUGUUAAGGAUGCAGAGCGUCUAGGAGAUGAGCUUUCCCUGCAGAGGAUGAAGUCUUUGUCAGAGAGCCAGAGAGCUCUGGAGCUGGAAAGGAAACUCUUCACAUCUGAACGGCUGCUCAAACAGACUCAGAGUGACAAGAUCAAACUACAGCUACGAGUAGAGGAACUACACAACAAAUAUGAACCCAGAGAGGCAAAAAAGAAUCUGAUACAGAAGAGAAAGAAAGAGAAACUUCCUCUGGACACAGUACCCUCCUCUGAGGAAACCACACUUGACAAGGGUGAGCACGUAGUUACUGUUGAGAUGGAUGUCACAUAUAAUAAGGCUGCAGACCCAGAGGCUGACAUCUGUCCUACAGUUGAGGCACUGAGCUCCACACAAGGUUCAGAGCCGACUGAGCAACGGGCUGCAAAAUGUGUGAGGAUCAGUGGAGAUGAGCCUAUUGUGAUUCCCAACCUCAACUCUUCUGUGACUGCCUGUAAGCAGAUGGGGAACCAGCAGCAGAUUAAAAGAGAAGAGAGAAUAAAGAAACAAAAAGCAGUUGAGAUGAUCCACGUCAGCUCUAACAGCAGCAUGGAGAACCAGUGUCCUCAACAAUAGGCCUCAUCUGAAACACAGUAUAUGCUGCCACAUGUUGAUGCAUAUGUAUGCUGCUAUAUUUUCUGAUAUUCUUUAUUUACAUUCAGAUGUUAAGAUCUUAUGAUUUACUUGUACUUGUUUCUGCUGAUUUCUCUAUAAAAAAAUCUUGCAGUAUUAAAACAUUUGCAACAAAGAG
This is a messenger RNA of Xiphias gladius (swordfish), 2628 nucleotides long. RefSeq names its product spindle apparatus coiled-coil protein 1 (gene spdl1). The record is from RefSeq and is a predicted model, not a curated record. Gene Ontology annotation, cellular component: spindle pole; outer kinetochore. Lineage: Eukaryota; Metazoa; Chordata; Actinopteri; Istiophoriformes; Xiphiidae. The transcript is spliced from 15 exons. The coding region runs from base 648 to 2453 and encodes 601 amino acids. Gene Ontology annotation, biological process: mitotic spindle assembly checkpoint signaling; mitotic metaphase chromosome alignment; protein localization to kinetochore. Gene Ontology annotation, molecular function: kinetochore binding.